Myotis daubentonii (Daubenton's bat) is the source of this 3282-nucleotide messenger RNA. RefSeq names its product integrin subunit beta 6 (gene ITGB6). The record is from RefSeq and is a predicted model, not a curated record. Gene Ontology annotation, molecular function: integrin binding. Lineage: Eukaryota; Metazoa; Chordata; Mammalia; Chiroptera; Vespertilionidae. Gene Ontology annotation, cellular component: focal adhesion; cell surface; integrin alphav-beta6 complex. Gene Ontology annotation, biological process: cell adhesion mediated by integrin; cell-matrix adhesion; integrin-mediated signaling pathway.
CAUUCACUAGCAAUAUCUCUCUAUAGUAUUCUACACCCAUGUGCCUUCAUGAAAUAUUUCACUAUGUUUGUGGAAGAACUAUUCCAAUGAACGUGCUUUUUCAGGAAUGGUGACACCAGAAUGUUAUAAAUCUGUUCAUUACCACAACAAGGAUAAAUGGUAUUUCUGCCAAAGACUUUUGAUAGCCGGUACAGUAAUGAAUCUCAGCACUCUCUGAAAUUAAAGGUCUGCCCUGAGAGCGAGAACUGAAACGAAUGGGGAUUGAACUGCUUUGCCUGUUCUUUCUAUUUCUAGGAAGGCACGAUCACGUACAAGGUGGCUGUGCCAUGGGAGGUGCAGAGACCUGCGGAGACUGUUUGCUCAUUGGACCUCAGUGUGCCUGGUGCUCUCAGGAGAAUUUUACCCAGCUACCUGGAGUUGGUGAAAGGUGUGAUACUCUAGCAAAUCUUCUAGCUAAAGGAUGUCAAGAAAACUUCAUCGAAAACCCUGUCUCCCAAGUAGAAAUACUUACAAAUAAGCCUCUCAGUGUAGGCAGACAGAAAAAUAGUUCUGACAUUGUUCAGAUUGCACCUCAAAGCUUGAUUCUUAAGUUGAGACCAGGUGGUGAACAGACUGUGCAAGUGCAAGUCCGCCAGACGGAGGAUUACCCAGUGGACUUGUAUUACCUCAUGGACCUCUCGGCCUCCAUGGAUGAUGACCUCAACACAAUCAAAGAGCUGGGUUCCCUGCUUUCCAAGGAGAUGUCUAAGUUAACUAGCAACUUUAGACUGGGCUUUGGCUCCUUUGUGGAAAAACCCGUCUCCCCUUUUAUGAAAACAACGCCAGAAGAAAUCGCCAACCCUUGCAGUAGUAUUCCAUACUUCUGCUUACCUACAUUUGGAUUCAAGCACAUUUUGCCAUUGACAAAUGAUGCUGAAAAAUUCAAUGAAAUUGUGAAGAAACAGAAAAUUUCUGCUAAUAUUGACACACCUGAGGGUGGAUUUGAUGCAAUUAUGCAAGCUGCUGUGUGUAAGGAAAAAAUCGGCUGGCGGAAUGACUCCCUCCAUCUUCUGGUCUUUGUGAGCGACGCCGAUUCUCACUUUGGAAUGGACAGCAAAUUGGCAGGCAUCGUCAUUCCUAACGAUGGGCUCUGUCACCUGGACAGCAAGAAUGAAUACUCCAUGUCAACUGUCUUGGAAUAUCCAACAAUUGGACAACUCAUUGACAAACUGGUGCAAAAUAACGUGUUACUGAUCUUUGCUGUAACCCAAGAACAAGUACAUUUAUAUGAGAAUUAUGCAAAACUCAUUCCUGGAGCUACAGUAGGGCUACUUCAGAAAGACUCUGGGAACAUUCUCCAGCUGAUCAUCUCCGCCUAUGAAGAACUCCGGUCUGAGGUGGAACUGGAAGUAUUAGGAGACACAGAAGGACUCAACCUCUCAUUCACGGCUAUCUGUACCAACAGGUCCUUCCCACAGCAGAAGAAAUGCUCCCACAUGAAGGUGGGAGACACGGCUUCAUUCAACGUGUCUGUGAGUAUACCAAACUGCGACAGAAAAAGCAGGCACAUUAUCAUAAAGCCUGUGGGGCUGGGGGACACCCUAGAAAUACUUGUCACUCCAGAAUGCAACUGUGACUGCCAGAAAGAAGUGGAAGUGAACAGCUCCAAAUGCCACAACGGGAACGGCUCCUUCCAGUGUGGGGUGUGUGCCUGCAACCCUGGCCACAUGGGUCCUCACUGCGAGUGCGGGGAGGACGAGAUGAACACAGAUUCCUGCAAGGAGGCCCCGGAUCACCCCUCGUGCAGUGGAAGAGGCGAUUGCUACUGUGGGCAGUGCAUCUGCCACUUGUCUCCCUACGGAAACAUUUAUGGGCCUUACUGCCAGUGUGACAAUUUCUCCUGCGUGAGACACAAAGGGCUGCUGUGUGGAGAUAACGGCGACUGUGACUGUGGCGAGUGCGUGUGCAGGAGUGGCUGGACCGGCGAGUACUGCAACUGCACGACCAGUACGGACUCAUGCAUCUCUGAAGACGGGGUGCCCUGCAGCGGGCGAGGCGACUGCAUCUGUGGCAAGUGUGUUUGCACGCACCCGGGAGCCUCAGGACCGACCUGUGAACGCUGUCCUACCUGUGGCGAUCCCUGCAACUCUAAACGGAGCUGCAUUGAAUGCCACCUGUCGGCAGAUGACCAGGCCCGAGAAGAGUGUGUUGACAAAUGCAAACUAGCUGGUGUGACCAUCAAUGAAGAAGAAGAUUUCUCAAAGGAUAGUUCUGUUUCCUGUUCUCUACAAGGAGAAAAUGAAUGUCUUAUUACAUUCCUAAUAACUACAGACAGCGAAGGGAAAACCAUCCUUCACAGCAUCAACGAGAAAGACUGUCCAAAACCACCAAACAUUCCCAUGAUCAUGUUGGGGGUUUCACUGGCUAUUCUUCUCAUUGGGGUUGUCCUACUGUGCAUUUGGAAGCUGCUUGUGUCAUUUCAUGAUCGCAAAGAGGUUGCCAAAUUCGAAGCAGAAAGGUCAAAGGCCAAGUGGCAAACGGGAACCAAUCCACUGUACAGAGGCUCCACCAGCACCUUUAAAAAUGUAACCUAUAAACACAGGGAAAAACAAAAGGUGGACCUUUCCAUGGAUGGAUAGAACUACUUCAUGCACAAAAAAAUGUCUGUUUCACUGAUAUGAAAUGUUAAUGCACUGCUUAAUUUUUCUUUCUUUGUUGCUUCAAAAAUGAGCUUGGUUUAAGAUAAUAAUAGGUCAUUUGGAGAUCAGUCAUUCUCUGUAUGAAGGUUAGAGACUAUGUUGGCAGGUUCAAAAUAAUCAAGAAGAGAAAUACCUUAGCAAAGGGGUGACUUUGGGGAUCAUUUGAGGAAUAUUCACUCUGUUGCAUUAAUGCCUCAAAAAAUCAUCAAAAUGAUUCAUGGGAGCCUGAUCUGCAUUUGAAAAAUGUUUGAAAUUAGAAUCUCAUUUAUACCCAGAAUAUAGCUACCUGAGGUCUUUGUCUCAGCCAAGUCACAAGGCCCAUAUGUUCCCAUUACAUAUGCACAUUCUCCAACUUAUUCCAAACUUUUAGUAAAUGUGCCUUUCCUAAAGGAGGAUUUCUUUUUCUAAGAGAUUCUGAUUUUACUUCAGCUGAAAGAAUGCAAUUCUCUAAAGAAAUCCCAAAUGUAAGAAUGAAAAUCAAGUGUUAAUUACUGUGGAUUUGUUUGAACCUAAAAGUCAGAUACACAAGUAAGUGUUUUAUUUGUUUUACAGAUGAGGAAGAAGUAAUUUAUAAUUUUAGGAAGUCACCAGUAAAAAACAAAAA